CCUCAGACCUUCGUUGGGUCUGGAGCUGUGGUGCCCGUACCAGGUGGUACCACGUAAUCCUGUCUCGGUUGUUGGCAUGAGACAUCUUAUAUUUGAGGUAUAAGUGCAGCACCUAGGUGGUUGUUCCUGACCUCAGAUCGUUCAGAGUGGGACUGUGUCGAUGGCCUUCCGGGCGUUGAGAUGUAUGGAUAUCUUCUAUUUGAGGGAUAAGCGCAGAAGAUACGCACCUCCAAAUUCAAGCGCGGGGUAUCUUUUGUAUCUUGGAGUGAGAAAGGAUGCAUGAGGUGGGCAAGAUGAUGAUGUCAACGAUUCUCCAAACACCUUAGGUAAGCAAGUGCACACGGCACUGGUGAGACGAUUCUACCUUAGUUAGACUAUCGAAAAGAUACCCUACGUCUUCGUUAACAAGAGAAACAGCUCUACUAGCUAGAGGUUGCGGCCACAUUUCUUCUGGUGGGAGUUUCAGAACGGAAAUCAUGAGAAAAAGCAUUCCAAAGAUCUCCUGUCAACUUGUGGUGUUGUUGGCAUCGGCACUGCUGGUGCCGACAAGCAACGCAUUCUCUGUGCCUUCGUCAAGACGGUCAUCGCCAGUUUCGGUUCGAUCUGUCAUCUCGAAGAGCCCUCUGUUGCCUUGCCAACGAUCCCGUGGUGGCUUGCCGUUGCUCUCUACAGUGGCCACGACCACUAUAGCUGAAGAUGCCGUGCCAAGCGAAUCAACACCAUCAUCAGGCAGCACACUCAGCAACUUUACCAAAAAUGUGACCAAGUUCUUUAUGGUGGCAUUUAUCGCCACUGUGGCCUUGGGCUUUAUCUCGUCGCUCUCCAUCAUCCGACUGCUGGGGGUGCUGAGGAUUGGCAGUGAAACUCGCCGACAGAAAUGGGCUCUGAGCACGGGACAGUUUGUCGCACGAUGGGCGUUGCGAUUGAUUCCUUUUUGCAAGGUUGAUGUCAUUACCGACAAGGAUGCUCCCUCCUAUAAAAACCCAGAACCAUCGAUAUGGGUGUGCAAUCACAUGUCCAUGUUGGAUGUUUUUAUCCUCUUGGCCAAGGAUCUUGCCAUGAGAGGCAAAAAUAAACGACCGAUCAAAGUGGUAUAUUGGAAACAACUGGAAGAUAAUCCCUUUACAAAAAUCCUCUUUCGACAAUCCGGCUUUAUCCCUAUUGACAUGGUAGCUAACAAGCCAGGAGAAACGAACGAAUACGACCGGAAGUCCUUCAAGAGCUUUUUGAAAUCAUCCAAACAGGCCUUUGAAGACGGCUUUGAUGUCGGCGUGCUCCCAGAGGGACAACUCAACCCAACUCCUGAGAAAGGUCUCCUACCAGUCUUCUCUGGAGCCUACACUUUGGCUCGAAUGAGCAAAAGACCAAUUCAAAUGAUGGCACUGCACGGCGUGAAUCAACUCUGGCAUCCCAAUGAUGGUUUCGAAGUGGGUGAUAUGAACGUCACAGGACGACACAUUAAAAUGCGAUUGUAUCCAUUUGGCCGCAAGUAUGAAAGUGAUGAGGAUUUCAAAGCGACCUUUUCGGCUGUAGUGGGACAUUUUGGAAAGUACGGAACAGAUAUUGAGGAUCUGGACCAGUGGUUGGAUGGAUCCAAAUGGAAGGAAAUUGAAAUGGAGAGAAAGAGCUUGGCGGCGAAAAAGGCGCAGGAACAGUUUCACAGAGGACUUUUAGCAAGAAGGAUUGCAGACGAGAAGAAGGAAAGUGAACUCAACCUGCAACAGCAAGAAUAAUCUUGAAGAGUAGAAGCGUGAAACAUAUCAACAUGCUGGGUAUGUUAGGCCAGGUGGGAGGAUUAGGUGGCAGGUGGCAGGAGUUUGUGCUAGUUAGCUAAAUGGGCCAAAUCAAAUCGUUGCAUUACACU
This is a messenger RNA of Seminavis robusta, 1864 nucleotides long. The record is from the annotation of a GenBank genome assembly. Lineage: Eukaryota; Bacillariophyta; Bacillariophyceae; Naviculales; Naviculaceae.